Molecule: messenger RNA, 6825 nt
Organism: Scylla paramamosain (green mud crab)
Lineage: Eukaryota; Metazoa; Arthropoda; Malacostraca; Decapoda; Portunidae
Product: adhesion G protein-coupled receptor L3-like
Exons: 27
Coding region: 1078-5805 (1575 amino acids)
Biological process (GO): adenylate cyclase-activating G protein-coupled receptor signaling pathway; cell surface receptor signaling pathway
Cellular component (GO): plasma membrane
Molecular function (GO): G protein-coupled receptor activity
Source: RefSeq, a predicted model, not a curated record
AGGAAGUAACUCGUUGGCAGUUAUCGCCAGGUUGGUCUGAGGUGAUGUGGUGAACAACACGUCCAGAGAAACAAGACUGCGAUACAGAGAAGGACAAGAUAGUCACUGUUGUGACAUCGAUAGAAGCAAGACAGAGUUUUCAUCUCUGAGAGACAAAGUCGACAUUUUCGCGACAUCAAGAGGGACAAGAAAGACAACUUAAUUUGUAACACAGAAGGAAGCAAGAUAAAGUUUUAUAACAUCGAGAUAGACGAGGCGAAUCAUUUUGUGACAUCAAGAAGGAAAAAACAGCAACUUUAUAACAUCGGGAGAACAGGGCAGAGAUUCUUUUACAAUAUUGAGCAGAUAAUUUUGUGACAUGAAGAGGGACAACACAGGCAAUUUUGUAACAUCGAGAGAAGCAAGACAGACUGCAACAACAAGAACCGGGAGGAAGCAGAUCUUUUGCGACACCGAGAGGGAUGAGACACGCAAUUUUACAACAUAAGGGACAAGAUAGAACCUUUUGCGGUAUCGAGGAAAGCAGGACAGACUCAUUUGCGAUUCUACCCAGUCUCCAACUCCUCUACUCAAUCCCAUUCUCUGAACAACCUUAUUGUGUGGAAAACUGCAGCUCAUUCCUCAGCUAGUGUGACUGAUGGUUGCAGAUUGCGAGUGGAAAGGAAAAGAUUAACCUCAACGUUGCAGUGGGUGAAUAGAUACCCGAGUUGCAUUCAGAUUGAAAUUACCUUGAUAUUCGCAUCUACGUUGUCCAGCUACUAAAGGAGAGAGUGAAACGAGCAGUACAAUUUCUUUUUUCGUAGAUGUUAAGAAAAUGCAACUGGUCCUUUUUUAAGAAAUUAAUGAUACGAAAGUACCAAAUUUACACAAAAAAUCAGUUGAAGCUUGUUAGUUGAAGCUUGUAUAUGCCCUCUAGAACUUGAGAGAGAGAGAGAGAGAGAGAGAGAGAGAGAGAGAGAGAGAGAGAGAGAGAGAGAGAGAGAGAGAGAGAGAGAGAGAGAGAGAGUUAUCAUUAAGAUGUCGUUGAUGCAGAGUUAUGAAAGUCAUCACUCACUUCGAAACUAAAAAAACUUAACUAUGAAAAUACGGCGACGCUCAUUCUUAUCAGCACUCAUUAUUAACAUGCAGAACAUUUGGUGGAGUGUGCUGCUGAUGCUGGUGACGGCCAGUGCUGCGGGAAGCAGAGGAGAACCAGUCAUUUAUAACAUAUCCCAAUUAUCUGAGGCAAACCCCACAGAAGACGAGGACAAUGUAACUUCGGGAAAAUAUGAUGGUUACUUUAUGAAUGGUAAUAUGGAAGAGAGACUGUUGACUGGGAAAUAUGAACACUUUAUGGACGUUACUACAGAGAUUUUACCAAUGCCUGAGGAAUAUAAUGCGUUUAUGAAUGUCACUACAGAGAGAAAACCGACGACUGAGGAAUAUGAUGGGUACUCCGUGAAUGCUCCUGCAAAGACGGUGGGGAGACUGUCCACUGAAGAAUAUAAGAAGCCUAUGGAUGUUACCACAAAGAGAACACCGUUGACUGAGGAAUAUAAUGAGUACUUUGUGGGUCCUGCUGCAGAGGAGAGACUGUUCACUAUAGAAAAUAAUACGAACUGGAUGGGUUAUGAUACAGAGGAGAGACUGCCCACUGAGGAAUAUGAAUGGCACACUAUGGACAAUACUACAGAAGUUGUCUUGCCUGAGGACCUGUUAUGCUUUUGUCCUUACGAGGGGGAGUGCACAAGUAACAUGCUGGGAAGCACCUACGUGAUUAGAGAUGUCUUCAAAAACAGUGCUGCCGACAACAUAACAUCAGCAAUUGACUACGUGGACAACAACCAGUGCCUUGAGGAGGAUGGCUACCGCAGAGUUGCCUUGGAGACUGUGGAGGAGCUGAAUUUCUUGGUGGAAUGUAUGCUCUGCAACUCAAAAACCUUCUUUGGUAAUUCCCAGAUGAAGAAGAACAUCAUGACAGCUGGGUUGGUGGAGGUGACUCAGACAGGGCUGCGGCCUCACCAAGUACUUGAAACACAUGCCACUUGGAAGGUUUGGGACGAAACAGUGGACGGCUCAGUGCCUGAGGAAGUGGUUCUGCUUAACUCUGUGAAUGGCACCCCAGUGGACUCGGAGGAACCGCUGCGUGAAGGAACGUACUCCAUCUUCUUGGUUGGGGAUUUAAAGCUCCACUGUAAUGAAGGUAGCAAGAACUACAUCAGGUGGGGUCUCAUGUCACACGAAGCAGUUGGGCUGGAGGAACUUGUUGGUUAUGUUGUCUGUGAAAAAAAAGAUGUGGUGUCUUCUGCUUUCACUCACACCACCAAUACUGAUACUGCUAAUAGUGCUGUCUCCACCUACACUAAUACCUCAUCUACACCUGACCCGACUACCAGUGUCUCUCCAACUACAUCCAACCCUACCAUCAGUGAAACUCCAACUACAUCCAUCCCUACCAUCAGUGAAACUCCAACAGCAUCCACCCCUACCACUACUGAAAUUUCAACUACAUCCAUCCCUACCAUCAGUGAAACUUCAACUACAUCCAUCCUCACCACUUUCUUUUCAACUAUAUCCACUCCAAUCACCACUGAAACUUCAACAUCAUCUGGUCUUAGCAGUACUCCCAUCCCCACCUUCACCACCACCAUCACCCCCACCAGCACCACCAUUCCCCCUAACACUGACACAUCUACUCACACGUUCCCCACCUCUGCUCUUCCCAGCACCACUACUUCCCCUAUCACUAGCUCCACUGCCCCCACCACCAUGUUCCCCAUCACUACUCCCCCCAGCACCACUGCUUCCCCUUUCUCUAGCUCUGCCACUGACACCACAAUCCCCACCACCACUACCUCUACCACUGACACCACUACCCCCACCACCACCACCCCCAUUCCUUCUACUACCACUACCACUGACACCACCAUCAGCAACACUACCCCUUCUGUCACCACCACCACCAUCCCAGUUACCACAACACCCAUUCCUACCACUACAACCACCACUACCACUACUGCCACUACUACAACCACCACCACCACCACCACCACCACAUCUCCUACUGUUCCCAUUAAAGAAUGUUGUCACCUUUCGAGUGGGGCCUUGCUGUGUCCUGGGUCAGCACUGUCUGAGAGUUGUCCGUCUGGUUACUCUGGCUUUCGUCGGGUCAUAUGCGAACAUGGAGAAAUACAGGAGGUUGAGGAUCGCUGCAUUGCUGACUGGAUCAAUGAUGUUAAUUCCAUGAUCAAUGCUGGCAAUACAAGUGUGGUGGACAUUGCUGACAUUGUGCAGAAUAACACAGACAAGGACUCCAACAUCACUGGCACCGACCUCACCUGUAUAGUGUCCAUCAUCAACAACAUGACCAGUCUGCUAGAGCUGGAGAUUGCAAACUCGACGGAUAGUGAUGCUCAGUCCACACAAGAGCUGAUCCAGAAUUACACGACCAAGCUGGUGAGGAUAGAAGGGAAUCUCUUCACCCAUGAAGCUGUGUGGGAUAGUCUUGGCAAGGAGAAUUCAAGUCAACUGGGGUCAUCUCUUCUUCAUGACCUUGAGAAAACAGGCUUCAUUUUGGCCAGUCAGGUUGAGAAUGACAUUCUGAACUUCAGUGACUCUCUUCUGAACUUCACCGUCCUCUCCAGACCAAGGAAUGAGUUGGCUGGCAGUGAAGUGUACUUCCCCGGGCAAUCCUCAGACACAUUCAUCCGCCUGCCAGAGGACUUUGAGAGUGAGCUUGAGGGGACUCAGGGCCGGUUGGUGGGGUUCUUCCUGGACCAGGGGGCUGCCUCCCACGCCCUUCCUGCCGCCCUUAAUGCCCUCCCCAACAAAAUGGACCCCAAGGAGAUCAAUGGUCUUCUCAUUAGCAUGACUCUGGGCUCUUUCAAUCACUCUGUGUCUUUCCACGAGGGCAGCCAGGUGUCUCUUCGCUUCAAGCACACCUACAGGGAGUCUGGGCCCUACUACAGGGAUCUGUACCGGGAACGUCGAGAGGGAGAAGUGCCCAGCAGGAUUCCAGGAUCUGCUGCGUGUGUUUACUGGGAUCCUAAUGCAAGCAUCUGGGUCAGCAAUGGCUGUGUGCUUGUCAACACCAGCCGGGAUGUGACAUACUGCAACUGCUCCCACCUGUCCAUGAUCUCAAUUAUCACUGAUGUGCACCAGUAUGUGGGCCGAGAUUUUGCCUUAGAUGUGCUGGGAACAGUGCUCUCCUCCCUCUCCUGCAUCUUCCUUCUUCUUGCUACAUGCAUCCUCCAGUUCUGCAAGGGUGUGCAGCCUAGCCCACGCAUCUCCAUCACCAAGCAGUUAUGCGUCUCCCUCUUCUUGUCCCAUCUCUUCCUCAUCUUCUUCCUUGACAGGGACAUCCUCAAGCUCUCUGAUGUGGGCUGUGAGGCAGUGGCUGGCAUGCUGCAUUACCUCCUCACUGCCAGCAUUUGUUGGAUGCUGGUAGAGGGCCUGCAGCUCUUCCACACUGUCCACUUCACUCUCGACCCAACAAGUUUCAUGGUUGUUUAUUGGAUGAUAGGAUAUGGGGUGCCAUUGGUGGUGGUGCUGGUCACACUGCUUGUCUCCUUCGGGUCCUGCCAGUGGAAUACGCAAGAGGCUUAUGGAGACAGUGAGUACUGCUGGCUCACUGCAGAGGAAGGAUACAUAUGGGCAUUCACUGGGCCCCUGGUGGUGGUCAUUGUGGCCAAUGCCAUCUUCAUGGUGAGUGCCCUUCGCUCCGCUGCCAUCCUCACGGCAAACAAGAGGAAGUCCCUGCACCACCGCAUCAUGUUGUACAUCAAGGGCAGUUUCUCCCUCAACUGUGUCCUGGGAGUGACUUGGGUGUUUGGUCUCCUCUACAUCAACAGUAACCACUUCUUUGCCUAUGUGUUCACCAUCCUGAAUGCCUCCCAGGGAGUGAUGAUCUUUGUGUUUAACUGUGUGCUGAAUGAGAAUGUGUGGACAGCAUUCAUCUCUUCCCUGCCUGCCACACUCAGACGACGACUCACAAAGAGGGCUUCAGACAAAGGACUAACAUCUGGCAGGGUAACUUCAGGGGGCUGUAGUACCCUAAACAAGCCAAGCAGCUCUCCUGUCCACCACCACAGCAGUCUUCAGCCUCCACCUCGCAGAUCCCGCCCCACCCAUCAGACAGUGCAGCUCAAUAAUUCGCAUCUCAUUCCCCUCGGCCACCAACAUCACCACCAUGACCUUACCAGCCUCAGAUCCCAGACAGAUAUGAUGGAACUUGAUAGCAGCAGGCAACGGUUCCCCUUGGCUGGGGACACACAGUACUCUGCCUCCUCCAGCUUGAUGUACAGGAGUCAUGACAGAAGCCAAAGGGAGGAAGAGAAGUGGCACUAUCCUUCCUUCAAUGCUGAUGUGCUAAGUGAGGCAUUCACCAGUGUGGCCUCCUUACCCCACAAGCCACCGAGACACACUGCUCGUCCACCCCAGGAAGCUGUCAGGCGAGGCUCAUUGCUGGCAAGGGUGUCGCUGUCAGACCACAGAGUCUCCAGAAGGAAGGACAGCCAGUGGUCAGCCGAGACACAGAUCUCAUUUAUAUCAGAUGGAAAAUCCAGCCGCAAAAGCUCUCUGGACUCCUCUUACACUGAAGGUCAUAAUUCUUCCUCUCCAUCUUCCUCUGCCUCCUCUUCGCCCUCAAUCAAUUGCCCAUCAAACUUCCUCAGCAGCUUUGAGCAGUCCCAGAGGAUCUACCCCAGCCACAGGGACCUAAGCAGCCCUCACCUUGCUCCCACUGAUGAUGUGCAGCGCUUCAUCCACACCAUCCCAGAAUGUGAGGAGAGGAGCCCUUCUUCUGAAAAAACCUUCCAUUUUUCCUAAGCUGUUAUAACCAACUGGACUUAUCAUUGAACAAAUGUGGUUCUUUUGAGCACUUAUUGCAUGGCAGUGUGGUUAUAGGUAUUUGAAGAUAGAAAGAACAUGUAGGUCCAGAUUUGCAUAAAGUGGGAAUGUGGCAACACUAUUGCAUACUAUUGUGUAGUAUACUGACCUGUGCUACCCAUGAUGCUGGCUGAUCUUUUUGCUAGUGUAGAGAUACAAGGCAUCAGGUGCCUACACAUCUAUUUUCUGCCUAUUGUAAAAGGUGACUAGAGGUCCCUUCACAUACAUCAGUAACAAAUCAGCUCUGUCAGUUCAGCACUUUAGUGUCGGUGAAAAAAAUAUCGCUACUUUGAAUUCGGCUGAGUUCACAUACAUCUGGCACAGUUAUGUGUUUUGAGUCUGUCAGUUCUGUCUCCAUUCCAUGAAAAAAAAUAUUGUCACCACCUAUUUCCUUGUGUUUUACAGACACUGGAUGAUUGCUGUGCAUGAUGAAUGCACUUUCUUUUUUCUUCCACGCCUCACUUUCAUUUCUUCAGCUUAUGCUCAGCCUCUUCCUCUUCAUCAAGAAUUAUUGCAGCCAUUGCUAAUUCAGUGUCUUGACCAUCUUGUAAAUCACUGACACAGUAUGGAUGUGUGUGAAGAAUUGUCACUGAAGCAUCACAGAUUUCACUGACACUGAACAGACAUGGAACUGAUAUGUCACUGAUGUGUGUGAAUGGGCCUUAAGAGGGAUGGAACACAAGGACCUGGGAUCUUCAAAUUGUUCCUGUGAUGACACAAGUAUGCAUCGUGAGCAGACAAUUCACUUUUGCCAGCACUCUGGAUUAGAUGCCUCAUCUUUGCUGCCUUCCCUUUAUGCAGAUGUCAGCCUGCUAGACAGGUAUAUGUAUAUUACAGAAUCCUGUGAGAAAAAUGAUUUUGCUUUAGAUUUGCCUUAUCUGAAUUUGCUUGAGUUGAGAUCUGAUAGGUUAUAGUUAACUAGUCUCACUCUGUAAAUAAAAUAAAUUUUUCUUCCUUUAA